AUGGAGGACCUCAUCGACCAUUUGCCUAAACUACCUGAAAUUCAGCAGCAAAAACUAACUAUUCCUGAAUUCGACGAAAUUGAAGUCAAAGCAACUGACUCAGUAGAAAUAAAGAAGUUCAUACGAAAGGUAAAUUAUGAAUUCCUUGGUUUUCAUUGCAACCAUAAAGUUAUGGACAAAGAUUGCGACAUGGUAUAUAAGAACAUCUCUGACAUAUAUAAAUCUGGUGAGUUUAAGACAUACGACAACUUUGUUUCAUUAGCUGCAAAAUGUGUAUGGCAGAUAAGAGAUAAAGAUAGAAGAGGUAAGGUAUGGAAUGAACAGAUAAAACCAACUGCUUCAGAUUUAAAGAAAACCAUUGACGCCUUGGUUGUUUUAGCAGGUAAGGUUUCAGAAUAUAACGCAAAAAUGAACCCGCAAUGUUCUAAAUGUAAAGCAGCAAUGAGGAAAUAUAACUACUCCGUCAAAGAGAUAGAAAGAAUGCGAAACGACUAUGCAGACUUAAAGAAAGAAGCAGAAAAGCCAGCAGAAAAUAAAAUGGACAUGUUAGAAUUUCUGAACAAAAACUAUCCAACUGCUGACGAUUUCCUUCUAUCUGACGUCAAGAAGAAGUAUAAAGAAACCUUCAGCAUUGUUAAAACAUUCGAUGUACUAAAAGAAGAAAUAGAAGCUACGAAACUGUUUAGGAUUUCAAAUAUACAUCGUACAAUUCAUGUAAAACGCUUAUAA
Messenger RNA from Trichomonas vaginalis G3, 729 nucleotides. Its product is annotated as organellar and viral DNA polymerase type B. Bases 1 to 729 code for a protein of 242 amino acids. Lineage: Eukaryota; Parabasalia; Trichomonadida; Trichomonadidae. The record is from RefSeq and is a predicted model, not a curated record. The transcript has a single exon.